UCAUCAGCUGCUGUAGUUUCUAAUAUGCAUGUGUUUCAGAUGAUUAUUCAGAUGUGGGCACGGAGAGCGCAUGCGCGUCUCAAACAGGAGCACAUGCGGCAUAUUCAGCGCUUAGAACUGAAGAGAGGAGCAACUGCAGGAGGUUUUGCGUGCACACAGAGCUGGAGUGGUUUGGUCAGGAUGGGCUGCUCAUCGUCCAGCACACAGACGCUCGCGCAGGAGAACCCACCGCGCGUCAAAGCGGAGGAGGCGAGCGGAGAAACUCUGCUCUCUCGUAAUGGGCUUGUAGCAGAAGACAGCGAGACCGUCUCGGAUCAGAUGCAGCUGCCAGUUCAAAGCACUCUGCCGGAUGAGCUGGGUCCCGGACCGGACGAGACGGUGGAGGCCUCAGAAGCAGAGCAGACAACGGUCAGCGCUAAUGAUGCUCCUCUAGAGGAGAGAGAUGCAGAUGAUGGUCCCGCUGCUUCAGAACCCACUGACUCCACGCCUGCAGAACCCUCUCUAGCUGUGGAACCUGCAUCAGAUCUCACCAGCACUCCAGAACCCAAGCCAGCUGAGCUAACAGAAGCUCCAGAGGCCCCAUCAGACACGAGCUCGGAGCCCACACUGGAGCAAGCAGACACAGCUCCUGAAGCGAAGCCAACCGCAGCUCAAGAACCAGGUCCAGUGGAGCAAAGCCCUGCUCCAGAACUCACUGUGUCUGAGCCUGUCCCGAGUGCAGAACCAGCUGCUGCUGAGGAACAAACUGUGUCUCCAGAACCAGCUGCAGUGGAACCAAGCCCAGCUCUAGAAUCAGCUCUGGCUCCAGAACCCUUGGCGGAGGAACCAAGUUCAGCUCCAGAACCCUCGGCUGAGGAACCAAGCCCAGCUCCAGAAUCAGCUCUGGCUCCAAAACCCUCGGCUGAGGAACCCAGUUUAGCUCCAGAACCAGCUGCUGUGGAACCAAGCCCAGCUCCAGAAUCAGCUCCGGCUCCAGAACCCUCGGCUGAGGAACCGACUGUGUCUCCAGAACCAGCUGCAGUGGAACCGAGCCCAGCUCCAGAAUCAGCUCCGGCUCCAGAACCCUCGGCUGAGGAACCAAGCCCAGCUCCAGAAUCAGCUCUGGCUCCAAAACCCUCGGCUGAGGAACCCAGUUUAGCUCCAGAACCAGCUGCUGUGGAACCAAGCCCAGCUCCAGAAUCAGCUCCGGCUCCAGAACCCUCGGCUGAGGAACCAAGUUCAGCUCCAGAACCAGAUGCUGAGGAACCGAGUUCAGCUUCAGAGCCAGCUGCAGUGGAACCGAGCCCAGCUCCAGAAUCCGCUCUGGCUCCAGAACCCUCGGCUGAGGAACCGAGUUCAGCUCCAGAACCCUUGACUGAGGAGCCGAGUUCAGCUCCAGAACCCUCGGCUGAGGAACCGACUGUGUCUCCAGAACCAGCUGCAGUGGAACCGAGCCCAGCUCCAGAAUCCGCUCUGGCUCCAGAACCCUCGGCUGAGGAACCGAGUUCAGCUCCAGAACCCUUGACUGAGGAGCCGAGUUCAGCUCCAGAACCCUCGGCUGAGGAACCGACUGUGUCUCCAGAACCAGCUGCAGUGGAACCGAGCCCAGCUCCAGAAUCAGCUCCGGCUCCAGAGCCCACGGUUGAGGAACCAAGCCCAGCUCCAGAACCCUCGGCAGAGGCAGCAGCGAUCACACAGUCUGCAGAGGAGAACGCGACCUGCGCAGACGCUCCAGAGGUCGGUGAAGAUGGAGCUGAUCUGCUGAAAUCCACAGAACCUGAAGAUUGAUGUCAGUGUGACGCUGUGAGACGUGCCUUUUAUCUCAGAGACGUGAGGGUUUGUACAUAAAUUAGUGUUUCUAAGUAGCGUUAGAAUCAUUAGCAUUGUUGUUAAAAGCCACAGAAAUGCCUCUGAGAGCGCGGGUCCCGUGGGUGUCCGGCCGAGCGUGGGACGAAAUCACAGCAUCGUGUCCUCAUCUCCAACUGAGUCAAACACAACAGCAAUAUUAACUCACCUGAACAAACCAAAGCUCUAAUAACUGUGAAUCAACCAAAUUAUGCUGCUUAAUGUGUCUUUUAAUGAGACAGAAGGGCUUCGUCUCUUAUGUAUUUAGUGCAUGUUGCUCCUCAGACUGCAGAUGCAAAGCAGUUUGACUCUUUACUUGCAUUAAUCAAUGACAGACAGGCAAACGGUAGUAUAUUAAUCAGCAGUGUAUGUUGUUGGGUUAUUUUAGUACAGUUUGUAGUGAUUCCAGAGCACUAAUAAACCUCAUCUGAUGAUCUGUGACACUGGAAGGAAAGCAGUUACUCAGCGAAUCAUAUCAGUGUGAAGACAUGAAAGUUGAGCUCUUUGU
Sinocyclocheilus grahami is the source of this 2332-nucleotide messenger RNA. Its product is annotated as cell surface glycoprotein 1-like. The transcript has 3 exons. NCBI's taxonomy places the organism in Eukaryota, Metazoa, Chordata, Actinopteri, Cypriniformes, Cyprinidae. The coding region runs from base 181 to 1767 and encodes 528 amino acids. The record is from RefSeq and is a predicted model, not a curated record.